GCUGCAACCAUGGCCCCCUCCUCCGCGCGGCCCGCCUUCCUGGUCAUGACCGCACUGGCGCUGCUGCUGCUGCUGUGCGUGGGCCCAGGCGGCAUAAGUGGAAAUAAACUCAAGUUGCUGCUUCGGAAACGAGAAGCCCCUGCUCCCACUACAACCCCGGUGGCUCUCCAGGAGAACAGAGCCAAGGAGUUCCUGAGCAGCCUUAGGAGGCCCAAGCGGCAGCUGUGGGACCGCUCGAGGCCAGAGGUGCAGCAAUGGUACCAGCACUUCCUGUACCUGGGCUUCGACGAGGCGAAAUUUGAGGAUGACAUCAGCUAUUGGCUGAACAGAAAUCGGAAUGGGCACGACUACUACGAUUACUACCAGCGCCACUAUGAUGAGGACGCGGCCAUCGGCCCCCGGAGCGCCCACAGCUUCCGGCACGGAGCCAGCGUGAACUACGACGACUACUGACCACCCCUCUGGGCAGGCUCAGGCCGUGGGCUCUGCUCAGCACUCGGGCUGUGUCUGCCGUGUCUAGUCUUGGCCCAUUUUCCCUACUCGCUUUCUAUGGCCAGAAAGGAAGCAUUAACACAGAAAAUAUAGAGGCCUUUUGAGAGUCCAUGCAAGUUCCUAACACUGUAUUCCAUUUAAAACUAGAAAUAAAAGCA
Budorcas taxicolor (takin) is the source of this 650-nucleotide messenger RNA. RefSeq names its product ECRG4 augurin precursor (gene ECRG4). NCBI's taxonomy places the organism in Eukaryota, Metazoa, Chordata, Mammalia, Artiodactyla, Bovidae. The transcript has 4 exons. The record is from RefSeq and is a predicted model, not a curated record. Bases 10 to 453 code for a protein of 147 amino acids. Gene Ontology annotation, biological process: central nervous system development; cellular senescence; regulation of cell population proliferation.